AUGAUCAUUUCAAGGAGUGCAGCCCUCGCCUCGGCUCAGCUUCGCGCUGUCGCCCGGCCCCAGGCGCUGCUCCUCAACACCAGUCGACCCAUCUUCCUCGGCCAGAGGCAGUUUGCAUCCGCAUCCGUAUCCGCAAGCUCUGGCUUUGUCAAGAUCUCGGACGCGAUCAAAAAGGACCACCGAGAGCUGGAGCAGUACUACAACGAGGUCAUCAACUCGUCGGACCAGGAACAUCAACAGAAGUUUGGCAACCAAUUCACCUGGGAGCUGGCUAGGCACUCGGUCGCUGAGGAGCUGCUCGUGUACCCGGCCUUUGAAACCCAUCUUGGGGAGGAGGGUAGGAAGAUGGCCGAGCAUGACCGCAAGGAGCAUCACGAGGUCAAAAUCCUGCUCAAGGAAUUUCAAAACAUGCGGUCCAGCGACCCCGAGUACGUUCCCAAGUUGAAGGAGCUCUGGGCCAAGCUGUCUCGACACAUCAAAGAGGAGGAGUCGCACGAUAUGCCGGCGCUGGAGAAGGCAAUUGAACUCGACGCCGAGGCGUCCGAGACGAUGGCCCGCAGCUUUCACAGGACAAAAAUGUUUGUGCCGUCACGGAGCCACCCCUCGGCCGGCGAGAAUCCGUACUUUGAGUCGGCAAUGGGACUCAUGGCCGCGCCUAUGGACAAGCUGGCAGACAUGUUCCGGAAGUUCCCGGACGCAGCCGAGAAGGAGGGAAGGAAAUAG
This is a messenger RNA of Pyricularia pennisetigena, 723 nucleotides long. RefSeq lists its product as uncharacterized. The coding region runs from base 1 to 723 and encodes 240 amino acids. The transcript is spliced from 2 exons. NCBI's taxonomy places the organism in Eukaryota, Fungi, Ascomycota, Sordariomycetes, Magnaporthales, Pyriculariaceae. The record is from RefSeq and is a predicted model, not a curated record.